AUGUCUGACGGCGAAAAUCCAGCUGCGACUCAGGAUCUCGAGCCAAAGGCGGAGGACGCCAACGCGCCGAUUAACAUCAAGGUGACGACACAAACGGGAGAGGAAGUCUUCUUCAAAAUCAAGCGAAACACGAAGCUAAGCAAGCUUCAGGGCGCAUAUGCUUCGAAAGUGGGCAAGGACGUAAACAGUAUUCGAUUUUUGUACGAUGGUGCCAGAAUAAACGAUGAUGAUACACCAGCAUCACUAGACAUGGAAGAUAACGACACGAUUGACGUGAUGGUUGAACAGGUCGGGGGCUCAGCGUAA
Messenger RNA from Fibroporia radiculosa, 306 nucleotides. RefSeq lists its product as uncharacterized. Lineage: Eukaryota; Fungi; Basidiomycota; Agaricomycetes; Polyporales; Fibroporiaceae. The transcript is spliced from 5 exons. The record is from RefSeq and is a predicted model, not a curated record. Gene Ontology annotation, cellular component: septin ring; nucleus. The coding region runs from base 1 to 306 and encodes 101 amino acids. Gene Ontology annotation, biological process: protein sumoylation. Gene Ontology annotation, molecular function: protein tag activity; ubiquitin-like protein ligase binding.